Chondrus crispus (carragheen) is the source of this 1980-nucleotide messenger RNA. RefSeq lists its product as hypothetical. The record is from RefSeq and is a predicted model, not a curated record. Lineage: Eukaryota; Rhodophyta; Florideophyceae; Gigartinales; Gigartinaceae. The transcript has a single exon. The coding region runs from base 1 to 1980 and encodes 659 amino acids.
AUGUCCACCCCACCGGGCACGGCUUCGGACCCCAUCUUCACCGACGCCCCGCCGCUCAGCGCUGGCGUCGCCUUCGUCAUCGGCGUGGCCGGCGCCGCCCUAGUGCUUGCGCAAACCGUGCUGCGCGCGUGGCGCCGCGUGUCGCUCUCGCAAACCCGCGGCCUGCUUCUCGCGCGCGUGCACCUGCUAGUGCUCGUGCUCGCCGCCGUCGCCGCCGCCUCGCUGCUCGGCUCGCAGCGCUUCUUCGCGGAUGACUCGCGCCCGCUCGGCGGCCUGCUCCCGCUCCUCGGCGUCCUCGCCCCCUUCGUCUUUCUCGCCCGCCGCCCCGACGCGACCACUUCCUCCGUCACCCGCCCGACCCGCACCAGGCUUCUCGACUGGCUCAUCCAGUCCCCAGUCAAUCUCCUGCUGCUGCUCCCGGGCCUCGCCUUGUCGGGGCUGUGCGUGUGGGGCAUGGUCGUCGCCGAAGCCUGGGAUGUGCUUGCGCUCGCCUUCUCAGCCUCGGUCGCGGUUCUCACUCGCGCCGACCCCGUUGUGUAUCGCGCGUGGGAUGGAGUUGGCGCCCGGUGGCAGUGGGGUCGUGUCCUGCCCAGUCCGGUGCGAAACGCCGCUUGGCGCUUCGUCAUAGGCCGCGUUGAGGAGCCUGGCGGCGUCGUCGGUGUUGAAGUCGAUGCUAUGGAGGUACCUGCUGCCGACACCGUCUUGCUUCAGGGAGCCCUAUUCGGAGAAAGCGUCCACCUGUCCGACCGCGCUCUGGCAAAGUCGAUGGCGACCCGCGGUGUGCUGGGCACUCUCCCGCUUUUCUACGAGUACGUGGAUCAAGUAUGGAGUCAUAUCAUACCUGACACAUCACGAGGUGGCGUCAAGGAAGGGGAGAAGAUUGACGAGACGGCAGCGAGCUGUUUCCUUCUCAUCGCUUCUCUUCUCCGGGAAGCGCUUGACGAUAACGCCCGCCUUGGCGCCGAUGUUUGGUUGUUGCUGGCCAUUUUUCGACAUCGCAUCAAUGAGAUUGCGGUUAACUACGUAAGUGCAUCUAAUCUGCGUCUUGCCCCGCUGCACUCUCGGAUUGCCAUGUCAGUGAGGGAGUUGUGGUCUGCUUUCGCCGGUCGUUCCCGUGAGUUACAGUCGCUGCCUGACGAUUCUACUGCAGAACAGGAUAUGAUGGGGCCCGAGACAGAUGGCUCUGUAGUUGUGGAGGUUGACACGAGCAAGGAGGCCAAUGAAGAAGGUGACAAUGCUACUGGGACAGCCAGGGAAGAAGGUGAAGAGAAUGGGGAUGAGAAGGAGACUGGAGAUGAAGUUGAAGAACAAGACGGAGAUGACCUGUUGCCGACAAAUAUCGCGGAUGGGGCGCUCACCGGGGGCCGAAAGCUUGCAAUGUGGCACGCGCUUGACGCAACAGAAAACCCGCCCGAGGUGGUCGAUACGGAAAUUUGGGCUUCAUGGAUCAUCACGUGCUUGCAAGACCUCUAUGACGCGACGUUGAAGACACUAGAAGCUUCACCAAGCGAAGUGAAUCGGGAGCAAGCCACACACAUGCCUGCCACAUUUAAGCUAUGGCUCGGGGAACCACUCGUCUUGGCGUUAGAAGGUGAGCUGGUAGAGGGGAUGAGCAGUGCUGCGCUUCAGGCAACGGAUAGUCUAUCCCAACCACUGCCUCGGCGUGAAAGAAAAGGGGAGAGUGAGAAGGGGAAAAAGGAAUCUAUUCUCGACGAAGCGACAGAAGUCGUCGCUGAAGAGGAGACCUUCACUUACAUAAUGCUAGCACUAGCCGGGGUAGAGGUUUCGGAAACUGCACAUUUCGGGGAGGGCGUGGAUGGGACGGGAUUCAUAGGCAUUGGAGGGGACGUAUCUCAGGGAGAGCUCAACGGGAGGUUGAAAGCACAGAAUAUGGCUUACAAAAUUAUGAUGGCACAGAACGCGUUGUGGGGUUACGUGGCGUUGGGACAGACAGCGUCAGCCUUGUUGGCGCGGAGCUAG